Molecule: messenger RNA, 2166 nt
Organism: Fraxinus pennsylvanica
Lineage: Eukaryota; Viridiplantae; Streptophyta; Magnoliopsida; Lamiales; Oleaceae
Source: the annotation of a GenBank genome assembly
AUGCCUUCAAGACAGCCAUUUUUAUCAAGUCCAAGCCCCAAAAUAAGCAUAAUUUUGCUUCCAAUCACAGUUUCUGCUUCUUUUAUUACUCUCUUCGCAAUUAUUUAUUUUCUUUACUAUCUGUGGUUCUCUUUGGUUCAUAGGUCACGCACCAGCCCAUUUGAUUCCAGCACACCCUUAAACAAGCUUCAAAGAUUCAGUUACAAAGAGCUCAAGAAUGCAACUCACGAUUUCAGUGAUUCCAAUUCCAUUGGCAAAGGGGGUUCUGGCACUGUUUUCAUAGGCAUUCUCAAGAAUGGAAAGUUAGUUGCCAUUAAACUUCUUGAUUCAAAUUCAUUUCAGUGUGAACAGCAGUUUCAAAAUGAGUUGAAGAUUCUUGGUGGACUAAAAUCUUGCCCUUUUAUUGUUUCUUUGUUGGGUUAUUGUGUAGAGAAAAGUAGGAGGCUUUUGGUUUAUGAGUACAUGCCUAAUAAAAGCUUGCAAGAAUCCUUAUUUUCGGAAUCGAACAAUGGUAAUGAUACUCAUAUUUCGUGCUUGAGUUGGGAGAGGAGAUUUAAAGUUAUUCUUGAUAUUGCAAAGGCAUUGGCUUUUUUGCAUAUUGAGUUGGAUCCCCCUGUGAUACAUGGGGAUGUGAAGCCGAGCAAUGUGUUGCUUGAUUCAGAGUUUAGAGCUAAGCUUUCGGAUUUUGGGUUGGCAAAAUUGAAGCUUGAGGGUGAUUUUGGGGUUGAUUUGUAUAGCCAAGAUUUGGGGAAAAGUCAAGAACUUCUAGGAAACUCUAUCCGAGUUGGAGGUGGAGAGAUUGAGACUCCAGCAACUGGGACUCCGGUCGAGAGCCAAGAAAAUGAUGAGGUAGACUUUGCUCUAGCUUUGCAAGCUUCAUGUUCUUCGAGAAAAAGUUGUAAAAUUUAUCGUAAUGUUAGAGGAAUAGCCUUGAAUUCUUUACAAUGUAAUGGUAAUUCGAGGACUAAGAAUGAUAAUGACAAUAAAGAUGCAAAGGGGAAGGAGGCAUCGACUAAUGAGAAUGGUGGGGAGGAUUGGAAUAAGUUUGUGAAUUACGAGGAUGAAUUGAGUAGUAUGGAUCAUAGCAAGGACUUGAAGUCCAAUGUUGUAUUUGUUGGGGACGUUAGUAAUAGUAAUACACCGGAUGGACAACAAUGGGGAAAGGAUUGGUGGUGGAGACAAGAUCAGAGUGAUGAAUGGUGCAGUAGGGAUUAUGUGAUGGAAUGGAUUGGGAGCCAAAUUUGCCCUUCAGCUAAUCCUUGUUGGAAUGAAGAAACAAAGUGCGGCCAAGAGAACAUUAACUUGGAUAAUUCAAUCCUGUCGGACAAAUUUGAGGAAGUUAAUGAAACCCCGUUUCGAGAAACUGGAUUUGAUUGUCCUAAAGGAGGCAUCAUGAAGGAAGGAUCAAAGAGGUUGGAAGUGCCUACUAAGAACCAUCGGAAGAUGCAAGAAUGGUGGAAAGAAGAGCACCUUGAUGAACUAAGCAAGAAGAGUACUAAGAAGGCAAACAAGCUUGAGAUAAGGAGUAAAAAAGGGUUCAAAUUACGGUAUUUGAGUUUGGGAAAACGCUGGAGGAGAAAUUUUGAGCACAAGAACAAAAAUGUGGAUGAUCCAGAUAUGGAAUUCAGUUUUAGGAAAGGUUGGAAGAAGAAGAAUUCGCGUUCUAUAGGGAGUGAUUUGUGGAGUGGAGAUGUUUUUAGUCGAGAACUAAGCAGCACCACAAGCAUGCGGGGGACUUUGUGUUACGUUGCACCUGAAUUUAGUACAUGUGGAUACUUAAUGGAGAAGGCUGAUAUCUACAGUUUCGGUGUUUUGAUCCUUGUGAUUGUCUCUGGUCGAAGGCCACUUCAUGUACUUUCUUCGCCAAUGGAACUCAAUAAAGCUAACUUAAUAAGUUGGUGUCGACACUUGGCUUAUGCAGGAAACAUAUUAGAACUCGUGGACGAAAAACUGAAGGACGAUUAUGACAAGGACGAGGUGACCUUGUGUAUAAAUUUGGCACUAGCUUGCCUACAGAAAAUGCCCGAGUUGCGGCCGGACAUUGGUGACAUAGUUAAGGUUUUGAAAGGGGAAACGGAACUCCCAGCACCUCCAUUCGAGUUUUCUCCAUCUCCUCCUAAAUUUUUCAGCAGAUCAAGAAGAAAACAUAAGAACAAUGAAGAUUAG